GAGUAUAAAUACCGCGUUCACCGACCAACGCAUUACUCGCCAAGGAAAAAGCGGACAACGACGAAAACGUUAUUUUAACGUACAUUAUACAUUAAACAUUCAACAUGCGUGAAAUUGUACACAUCCAAGCCGGUCAGUGCGGUAACCAGAUUGGUGCCAAGUUCUGGGAAGUCAUCUCAGACGAGCACGGUAUUGACCCCACUGGUACCUACCACGGUGACUCUGAUCUCCAGCUCGAGAGAAUCAACGUUUACUACAAUGAAGCCACCGGUGGCAAAUAUGUACCACGUGCAAUCCUCGUCGAUCUAGAGCCAGGUACCAUGGACUCCGUCCGAUCUGGACCAUUUGGACAGAUCUUCCGACCAGACAACUUUGUGUUCGGACAGAGCGGAGCCGGUAACAACUGGGCCAAGGGUCACUACACAGAGGGAGCUGAACUCGUCGACUCCGUCCUUGACGUAGUCAGGAAAGAGGCUGAGAGCUGCGACUGCCUUCAGGGAUUCCAACUUACACACUCCCUUGGUGGUGGUACCGGAUCUGGUAUGGGAACACUCCUCAUCAGCAAGAUCCGUGAAGAAUACCCCGACAGAAUCAUGAACACCUUCUCCGUUGUACCAUCACCAAAAGUAUCAGACACAGUCGUAGAACCAUACAACGCCACACUCUCAGUCCAUCAACUCGUUGAGAACACCGACGAGACAUACUGCAUUGAUAACGAGGCUCUCUACGAUAUCUGCUUCAGAACCUUGAAACUCACCACCCCAACAUACGGUGACUUGAACCAUCUCGUUUCUGCCACCAUGUCAGGUGUCACAACUUGUCUCCGAUUCCCAGGUCAGUUGAACGCCGAUCUCCGUAAAUUGGCUGUCAACAUGGUCCCCUUCCCACGUCUCCACUUCUUCAUGCCCGGAUUCGCUCCACUUACCUCACGUGGUAGCCAGCAAUACAGAGCUCUUACCGUCCCUGAGCUCACUCAACAGAUGUUCGAUGCCAAGAACAUGAUGGCUGCCUGUGACCCACGUCACGGCAGAUACCUCACCGUCGCCGCUAUGUUCCGUGGACGUAUGUCAAUGAAGGAAGUCGACGAACAGAUGUUGAACGUCCAGAACAAGAACAGCAGCUACUUUGUUGAAUGGAUCCCCAACAACGUCAAGACAGCUGUCUGCGACAUCCCACCACGUGGUCUUAAGAUGUCCGCCACCUUCAUUGGUAACAGCACCGCCAUCCAGGAACUCUUCAAGCGAGUCUCCGAACAGUUCACCGCUAUGUUCCGUCGUAAGGCUUUCUUGCAUUGGUACACUGGUGAGGGUAUGGACGAGAUGGAAUUCACUGAAGCCGAGUCCAACAUGAACGACUUGGUCUCUGAAUACCAACAGUACCAGGACGCCACCGCCGAGGAGGAAGGCGAGUUUGAUGAAGAGGAAGAAGGUGAAGAGGCUUAAACUAAACUAAAAUCAAAUAAAGACAAUAAGAUACACUCCAAACAAACCGUCCAAAACAAGCAUGGUCGAACUAUCUCAAGUGAACUUUAUUGUAACAGCAUUAUUAAAAUAUAUUGUUAAGUUUAAAGUUACAUGUAUUUAACAGCUUUUUACAACUGUUUUUAUAAACUGUAAAGUUAUGUCCUUUAAAAUUCGUCAUAUUUACACACAUCGCAAUCCAGUAUUGGCAAUUUCUGUGAUGAAAUAAAAUAAAAGUGAAAACAGA
Ruditapes philippinarum (Manila clam) is the source of this 1707-nucleotide messenger RNA. RefSeq names its product tubulin beta chain. The transcript has 3 exons. The coding region runs from base 105 to 1442 and encodes 445 amino acids. Gene Ontology annotation, biological process: mitotic cell cycle; microtubule cytoskeleton organization. The record is from RefSeq and is a predicted model, not a curated record. Gene Ontology annotation, cellular component: cytoplasm; microtubule. Gene Ontology annotation, molecular function: GTP binding; structural constituent of cytoskeleton; GTPase activity. Lineage: Eukaryota; Metazoa; Mollusca; Bivalvia; Venerida; Veneridae.